AUGGCGCUGAAGCACGAGGCGUCAGUUUACCUGAUGCAGGAGGGCGUGCAGAUUGAACACACCCACAGUAUGAUGGUAUGGUACGGAGUAGUGGACCCUUGCCAGGGAACAUCCACGCUUCAUCUCGUUUGGAGAGAGAUGCUAAAUGAGGAGUGGUGCGAUCCCGAGGAGUUGGGCCAGGAGGCGGAGGCUUCUGUGCGCGUGCGGUUAUACCGUACGACCACAGUAGUAACGAGUGCUGGUGGUGCAUGCCCUGUAACUGUAGGUUUUACAUUGGAAUAUGCUCGCCAUGUGAUGUGCCAGACGGAGUGCAUGGAGGAGGGGAAGGGAGCCUCAAGAGUGGAACGGAGAGGAAGGGCGGAACCAACCAGGCGGGUCGAGAAACAGGUGGAGGAUGUGAUGGUGGAAGGGAUUAGGAGCAGUAGUUGGAACUUAGCGGUGUUAAUUAAUGCUGGUCUGUACGGAGACGUACUACUUCGUAGCUAGCAUAUUCAUGUAUUAGUAGUAUUCGUAUGUUGGUCAGCGGAGCGGGUUGGGUCGCGGGCGACGGGACAGACGGUUGAACGAUUUGGGGGCAGGAAUCCUGGGAGAGAUUAAACGCUCGCGUCAACAUACGGUAGAGUAAUCGGGUGCACACUGCACAGUGCUUGUAUCGUUGUACGGAGUACACAGCACCGAGUAACUACACAGUACUACCUCGUCAUUAGAAGAGAAUCCGAGCAGACCCUGAGAAGGUGAGGUGAGUACGGAAUAUUGAGAGUAGAUAGACUCAACAUGGAGUGGAGUAUUCCUCUGCAGACUCCAGAGGGGAGGCUUCU
This is a messenger RNA of Aaosphaeria arxii CBS 175.79, 818 nucleotides long. RefSeq lists its product as uncharacterized. Bases 1 to 486 code for a protein of 161 amino acids. The transcript is spliced from 5 exons. Lineage: Eukaryota; Fungi; Ascomycota; Dothideomycetes; Pleosporales. The record is from RefSeq and is a predicted model, not a curated record.